Molecule: messenger RNA, 1509 nt
Organism: Cherax quadricarinatus
Lineage: Eukaryota; Metazoa; Arthropoda; Malacostraca; Decapoda; Parastacidae
Gene: Nup44A
Product: nuclear pore complex protein Nup44A
Biological process (GO): positive regulation of TORC1 signaling; cellular response to amino acid starvation
Cellular component (GO): nuclear pore outer ring; Seh1-associated complex
Molecular function (GO): protein binding; structural molecule activity
Source: RefSeq, a predicted model, not a curated record
UAUUAGAGGUGAGGUACGAGGGUCAGGAAGACCAUUGUUUACCUGGGUCUUCUUGUGUUUUAAAGGAGACGGUAAGAGUCAUGUUUGUGGCUAAAAGUCUGCCAGCAGAGCAUAAGGAUCUCAUCCAUGAUGUGGCUUUCGACUUCUAUGGACGACGAAUGGCCACUUGUUCCAGUGACCAGAGUGUCAAGAUUUGGGACCUGAACGAGGAUGGAGAAUGGGUGUGCACUGCAUCAUGGAAGACCCAUUGUGGCUCUGUAUGGAAGGUGACUUGGGCCCACCCAGAGUUUGGUCAGAUCAUUGCCACUUGUUCAUUUGACCGAACAGCGGCUAUAUGGGAAGAAAGUGUGAGUGACUCUGGGCAUGGCGUCCACAGCACAUGGAUAAAGCGAGCUGGCCUGGUGGACUCGCGCACAUCUGUCAUGGAUGUCAAGUUUGCUCCCAAGAUUCAGGGUCUGCAGUUAGCCACAUGCUCAGCUGGUGGGGUGGUGCGUAUAUAUGAAGCUCCUGAUGUGAUGAAUCUUAACCAGUGGUCACCACAGUAUGAGAUGAAUUGUAAACUACAGUGUUCCUGCAUUUCAUGGAAUCCUUCACCCUCUAGGCUUCACUCACCUUUGAUUGCAGUAGGCAGUGAUGACCCUAAUCCUUCCUCAGGUGGGAAAGUAUUUAUCUAUGAAUUUUCUGCUAACACUCACAAGUGGACCAAAGUAGAAACUCUGGUCACUGUGACAGAGCCUGUCCAUGACCUGGCUUUUGCUCCUAAUCUUGGCCGGUCAUAUCAUCUCUUGGGGAUUGCCACUAAGGAUGUCAGGAUUAUUGCUUUGAAACCUGUCAGACAAGACCCAACACAGAACAACGGCAGCACUUCAAGCCUUGAGGUGCGUCAAGCAGGACAGUUUGAUGACCAUGGUUCCACAGUGUGGCGAGUAUGCUGGAAUAUGACAGGAACCAUCCUAGCCUCCUCUGGAGAUGAUGGAUGUGUUCGCUUGUGGAAAGCCAAUUACUUGGACAUAUGGAAGUGUAUCUCAACUCUCCGUGGCGAGACAGUUGAAAAUGUCAGCGAGGUGGGCACCACGGGAGGACCGUCUCAACAGUCAGGAACAAUGGCCAUAGGGCAACACACAGCAAGAUACUUCAAGUUGGCACCCACAGCACAUCCAGCCCAUGUACCCUGGCAUUAAUUAAUGUAACACAUGAUACACUUGUGAUUUGAUAAAUAUGGAUAAAUGUUGAAUUAACUUGGGAGAAAUACUCUUACUGUGCCAUGGUAUUGUUUUCUGUUUAUAUAACUGAUUAUAAUAAUUUAAUUAGAACAAAAACUGUAAUUUAUAAUCUACAUAAUGAACAAGCAAAAUAUGUAAAUAUGUGUGCUAUAAAAACAUCAAUUAUCAUUAGGCUUUCUCUACAAAUGUUAAGUUACCAUAUAAGAAUUUCUAUGCACAGUGAACUGUUCUACAAAAUGUUUCCACGUUUUUAAUAUGUUUAUUAAUAAAAGAGUCAAAUUAUGUG